Messenger RNA from Perca fluviatilis (European perch), 2204 nucleotides. RefSeq lists its product as uncharacterized. Bases 296 to 1069 code for a protein of 257 amino acids. Lineage: Eukaryota; Metazoa; Chordata; Actinopteri; Perciformes; Percidae. The transcript is spliced from 9 exons. The record is from RefSeq and is a predicted model, not a curated record. Gene Ontology annotation, molecular function: ubiquitin-protein transferase activity.
ACAGAACUUUCAUUGCAACGCCUAAAAAUCAAGGAGAACACUCAGUCCUGCUAGCCCCAAUGUUGAGGUGCAGGACAAAAUGUCUAAAAGUUGCCCGGAGCUGCUGAGAGAAGCAGCAAAUUUGAUUGAGGAAGCUCUGAGCAGAAGUCCAACGGCUCCCAGCAGAUACCGGCGUUCAAUCACGUACACCUCUCCAAGGAGAGCUCACGUCCUGCCUCUGGUCCAGUCAUCCCCUGCAUCACUUGUCAGAAGGAAGUUCCCUUUUCAGAGAUGAAGCUGCACAGAUUGAGCUGCAAUGGAAUGGAAGCUUAUUAAAGAACCCACUCAAGCUGCCAAAGUUUUCAAAGGGAAUCUGCUAAGGGAACAUGCAACUGGGAAACCACUUAGAAUGAAGAUGGAUGUAAGGGACUCUGAAGAGGACAGGGAACGGGAGCUUCUCUUAUUCUAUAAACAGCAGCAAGAAUGGGCAUGUCCACUUCAUUGUACUCUGGUUGGUGAUGUUGCUAUCGGAGAGGGAGUGAUGCGGUACUUUAUGACAACAAUCAUAUCCAAACUCCAGUUUGGAUUCAGUCUAGAUCUUGGAGGAAUGGGCCGAACACUGCUAUUUGAGGGUGAACCUGACCAUCUUGUUCCAGCAGCAUCAGAGGCACUUAUUGAAAGUAACCUCUUCCGGGUUGCAGGAAGGAUGUUGGCCCACACCUUUCUCCAUGACAGUCCCCAUGUCACAGGAUUAAGUCCUGCUGUAAUUCAUGUACUGUUCAAUGGGGACUCUGAAAUGGCAACUGUUGAUACAGAAGACUGUCCUGAUCUGCACAUCAGGAGCAUCAUAGAACUGCUUGAACAUGAAGAACUUACACCGGAACAGAAGGACACAGUUUCAGAUCUUUCCAUGUCUUGGGAUCUUCCGGCCGUCACCAAAACAAAUCGGAGAUGGCUGCAUAACAAACUUCUACUCCAUGCAGUUAAGGAUUUGGGCUGUAAUAUGGGUCUGUCUGUCUCUUACGUCGUUGGGAGGACCAUGCGCCAAAUUAAACAGUUGAGAAAGGGACUGAAAGAUGUGAUGGUAUGACCCCUGCUGACAUCUUGGCCAGAUGUUGUCCCACUUCUUUUCCCCAAAAUGGCUGAAAUGCAGUUUACACCCCAGAUGCUCCUAGAAAAAAAUCACAUGGCCAGUUGAGGACAGUGAUGAUGAAGACUUUGACUUAGACACCACCUGCCGCAUCACUGGCUUUCUAAGGAUGUUCAUUGAAAUAGCUUCAUCAGGUACUCUGGCCCAGCUGCUGACAUUCUGGGUUGGCUGGGAGAUGCUUCCUCCUGAACUGAGAGUGGAGAUUUCUGGGGGAACCCUUCCUACGUCCUCCACAUGCUUUGGAACACUAAAGCUGCCAGCUCAUUUCAAAAUCGACAUGGACUUUGAGAAAGCACUUGUCGCUGCCAUAAAAAGUACUGGAUUUGGGCUUGUUUAAGUUUUUUCAGACAGAUGUCAAUUAGGGCUGGGCAAUGUUUCAAUAUUAUAUCUAUCGUGAUAUAAGACUAGAUAUCGUCUUAGAUUUUGAAGAAGUGUAAUAUCGUUACAUGGUAAGUUUAGUCUUCUCCUGGUUUCAAAGGCUGCAUUACAGUAAAGUGAUGUCAUUUUCUGAAUUUACCAGACUGUUCUAGCUGUUCUAUUAUUUGCCUUUAACCACUUAGUCAUUAUAUCCACAUUAUGAUGGUUAUUUAUCCGAAAUCUAAAUGUGGAAGCUAUUUUGUGAAUGCACCAAUUGUCAACCUUACGAUAUCGUUGCAAUAUCGACAUCGAGGUGUUUGGUCAAAAAUAUCGUGAUAUUUGAUUUUCUCCAUAUUGCCCAGCCCUAAUGUCAAUGCAUACACAGUUCAGAUGAAUUGACACAAGUUCAGUGUCUUUGAAAACAUGAACACACUGUAUUGACAGUAGUAGUAGUAGUAGUAGUAGUAGUAGUAGUAGUAGCAGUAGUUGACCUUUUUUUUUAUUCUACAUAUUUUUUCCAUUUACUGAAAUCAAACUGUUCUGCACCUUCAGUGCUAACAGUACAGCAUUCAUGUUAGUCAUUCUGUGGACCAUAAUGAGGAAGGAAGCUUCAAAGAAACAGCUUUUUUUCCCCUUUCUUUUUCGUUUUUUAAAAGGAAAGCAAACUUUCAGUUUUUCCUUGCUUGUUCUAACACAACAAAUAAAAACAUGGUUUGGA